Molecule: messenger RNA, 816 nt
Organism: Paramisgurnus dabryanus
Lineage: Eukaryota; Metazoa; Chordata; Actinopteri; Cypriniformes; Cobitidae
Product: V-set domain-containing T-cell activation inhibitor 1
Biological process (GO): cellular response to lipopolysaccharide; negative regulation of T cell proliferation; T cell costimulation
Cellular component (GO): external side of plasma membrane
Source: RefSeq, a predicted model, not a curated record
AAAUUUUAAAAUCUCAUUUAAACAUUAGACAUGGACCAUACAACGGCGUUUUGUUGUAAAGCUGCAUUUCACACACACUACAUUUUCAGCAUAUACCGAUGCCGUUUCAUCUGUGUGUUUGUCCUGUUAAUAAUUAGUUCAGCUUCUCCACACACAGUAAUUGAAGGUGUUGAAGGAGAGUCCAUCACCUUGCCAUGCAGUCACACAAACGUUAAACUUACAAGCAAAAAUCUUGUGGUUCACUGGAGACACAAUGACAUCAGGAACGUGCAUGAUAUUAUUCAGAGCAGGAUUUCUGUACAGGAACAGCACUCGGUGUAUAAGAACAGAGCAUCUGUUAAUCCUGAUGAGUGUUUGAGAGGUGACUGCAGUCUGACACUUACCCAACUUCAGGCAUCUGAUGGAGGAAUGUAUUUGUGUUAUAUCCCCGCCAUGGGUGUUUUCCAGAAUGCAGAACUGAUCGUCAAAGGUAGAUCUUUCAGAGAAUACAGAGCUGAUCUGUUAAGAAGCCAUGGUACAGAGACAAGACCGAGUCUGAUCCUAAUUCCUGUUUUUGGAUUUAUUCUGCACUUUAUUUAAUUACUUUAUUUAAAUUGUCUGUUCUACUGCACAUGAAGGACUGAUCCAGGAGCAGCUAUUAUAUUUUGGCCAAGUCUACAAAAAAUCUGUUAAUGUCUGUGUAAAUAUUUUUAUGUAUGUACUGAAGGAUCCUACCUUAGAUCCUCACGUGCAGAAUGUUUUUAUUAUUGUGUUUUUUUUAAUCUUUAAUCAUUUAUUUACAUAAUCAUCAUAAUCAUUUUAUAAUCAUUAGUUAUU